AUGGCUUUCUUGAUGAAAAAGAAGAAAUUCAAAUUCCAAACCACUUUUACCCUGGAGGAGCUGACUGCGGUUCCUUUCGUGAACGGGGUCCUCUUCUGCAAAGUCCGGCUGCUGGAUGGCGGGGAUUUUGUCAGCUUGUCGUCAAGGGAGGAAGUGCAGGAGAACUGUGUGCGAUGGCGGAAGAGAUUCACCUUUGUGUGUAAGAUGAGCGCUAACCCAGCCACUGGUCUGCUGGACCCCUGCAUCUUCCGUGUGUCUGUGCGCAAGGAGCUGAAAGGCGGGAAGGCGUAUUCCAAGCUGGGCUUUGCUGACUUGAACCUGGCUGAGUUUGCGGGCUCAGGCUCCACGGUACGCUGCUGCCUGCUGGAGGGAUAUGACACAAAGAACACCCGUCAGGAUAACUCCAUCCUCAAGGUCACCAUUGGUAUGUUCCUACUCUCUGGAGACCCCUGCUUCAAGACGCCACCGUCCACAGCCAAGUCCAUCUCCAUCCCGGGCCAGGAUUCUUCCUUGCAGCUGACAUGUAAGGGCGGUGGGACCGGCAGCGGCGGCGUCAGUGGCACCAACUCUCUUACUGGGUCCAGGCCCUCCAAGGUCCGGCCCACCAUCCUCAGCUCAGGGGUGCCAGAGGAGCCAGAUCAGAACCUGUCCAGCCCUGAGGAGGUAUUUCACUCUGGCCACUCCCGCAACUCCAGCUACGCCAGCCAGCAGUCCAAGAUAUCUGGCUACAGCACGGAGCACUCACGCUCCUCCAGCCUCUCGGACCUGACACACCGCCGCAACACAUCCACUAGCAGCAGUGCCUCCGGCGGCCUUAGCAUGACCGUGGAGGGCCCUGAGGGCAGUGAGCGGGAGCACCGGCCCCCUGAGAAACCACCCCGACCCCCCCGGCCUCCACACCUGUCAGAUCGCUCGUUUCGGCGGAAGAAGGACUCGAUGGAGAGCCACCCCACCUGGGUGGAUGACACACGGAUCGAUGCAGAUGACAUCGUGGAGAAGAUCAUGCAGAGCCAGGACUUCACAGACGGCAGCAACACUGAGGACAGCAACCUCCGGCUCUUCGUGAGCCGCGAUGGCUCCACCACACUGAGUGGCAUCCAACUGGCUAACAGGGUCUCCUCUGGUGUCUACGAGCCAGUUGUGAUUGAAAGCCAUUGA
Messenger RNA from Chrysochloris asiatica (Cape golden mole), 1158 nucleotides. It is a transcript of the gene EEIG1, whose product is annotated as family with sequence similarity 102, member A. Bases 1 to 1158 code for a protein of 385 amino acids. The record is from RefSeq and is a predicted model, not a curated record. Lineage: Eukaryota; Metazoa; Chordata; Mammalia; Afrosoricida; Chrysochloridae. The transcript has 11 exons.